Leptopilina boulardi is the source of this 2199-nucleotide messenger RNA. Its product is annotated as venom allergen 5-like. The coding region runs from base 1270 to 2199 and encodes 309 amino acids. Lineage: Eukaryota; Metazoa; Arthropoda; Insecta; Hymenoptera; Figitidae. The record is from RefSeq and is a predicted model, not a curated record. Gene Ontology annotation, cellular component: extracellular region. The transcript has 5 exons.
UUCUCGAAAUUGAAUUAUAAAUUUAUUUGUUAAAAAUAAAUCAAUUUAAACAAUUAUUAAAGAAUAUAAAGUGUUUUGAUUUCACAAUUAAUUUCUCUUUAUUUUCUGUGAGAUAAUGAAAUAUUGUUUUAUUUAUUGGUAUAUUUAAUAUUAAAUUUGAACAUUACUGAAAGUCAGUUUCAAAAUUAAAAAUUUUUUAUUAUGUUUAAUAAUAAUUAAUUAUUAUUUAUUGUAUCAUAAUUAAGCUAAGGGAUAAAGAAAAAAAUAUAUAUAAUUAUAUUUUUAAUAACCAGAAUUUAUUGCAAAUACCAAUCAAAAGACAUAUUUCUGCAUCAGCAAAAAUUUGCAAGGUAGUUAUAAUUAUUUAUGCUUUGUGACAUUGUCAGACGAAAUGUGCAAAGUGACUGAUUAAUCAAGAGAUUUAUUUUGUUAUUUUCCAACUCUAUUUAAAUAGUAUUCUUUCACUAUACUUUAAUUAAAAAUUUAAGAAUAUGAGGACAACAUUUGCCAUUUUUUUCAUCUUAAUUAUUUAUAUUGUAUCAAUUUUUGCAUUUGAAUUGAAAAAUAAAAUAACAAAGGAAGAGACUUUUUUUGAUAAAUUGACAUCAAGAAAUAUAAAUAAAGAUAAAUUUUCUACGGAAAGAGUAGAAAGAGGUGAUUCAGAAUAUGAAAAAAUGAUGCAAUUAAUGAAUAUUAUUGGAGUGGUUGACAAUUUUAUCACAAAAAAAACUAAAAAUUUUAUUCGAAGAUUGACUGCCGUUUAUGAACAUGACGAUCCUGAUACAAAUUAAAAGAAACUUUUUUUUUAAUUAAAAAAAUGUUAUUUAUAUUAUUAUUAUUGAUUAUUGUUAUAUUAAUUAAUUAAACAAUCACGAUAGUCAACAUUUUUUGAAUAGAAAUAAAAAUCUUGUAUUUUAUAUUAAUAAAUUAUAAUUAAUUUUUAAUUAAAACUUUUAAAUGAUAUUUCUCAAUGAUAAAAUAUAAAAAAAUUAAAACAUUCCGAAAUUGAGCAACGGAUAUAUGAGAAUAAGUGGGGAGGGGAGGGACAAUGAGACAGUUGCAAUCAAAUUAAAUAAUAAAGAGCAUUUCACUUAUUUGAAAUUUCAUGAAAAAGUAUAAAUUCUUUUCAGAAUCAAUGUAUAAUGUAGUUAAAAAAAAUAACUCACCUUUUUCAAUAAUUGUGCUUGUAUUAUAAUAAUAAUUUAUUUUCAUUAAAUACCUUAUUGUGCUUGUAUUUUCUUAACUUUAAUUUUACUUUAAUAUUAAAAAAUGAUUCGCCAAUUUGUAAUUUUACUAUUCUUUCCAUCUUGGAUAAUGACCAUUGAUUAUUGUUCAAUUUGUAGUGAUCAUACAAUGUGCAAGUUUAAGGGGCCAGGAGCAGCUUGUGGACAUGAUAAAAAAAGCGGAAUUUCAAAUGAUGAAAUUCGAGAAAUUUUAAAAAUACACAAUAAUUUUCGUUCAACUGUGGCUUUGGGCAAAGAAAAACGAGGACUUCCAGGACCACAACCAUCAGCAGCUAAUAUGAAUGCAUUAAUUUGGGAUGAUAAUUUGGCUGAGGUAGCACAAAGAUGGGCGGAUCAAUGUACUUUUCAACAUGAUUUGUGCCGUCAAGAUCCUCGCUUUCAAGUUGGUCAAAAUAUAUACUUCAUUACUGGAUCAACAACAGGAAAUUGGACCGAUGCAAUAUCACUUUGGUAUCAGGAAGUAACACAAUUUGAUUCUCAAACUGUGGAUAAAUUAAUAUUUCAAUUUACAACUGGACAUUACACUCAAAUGAUAUGGGGAACUACUCGUUACAUAGGAUGUGGAAAAACAUCCUAUAGUGUAUCUUAUAAAGCUUUAGAUUACGAACAACAAGAAUAUAUUUUAUCAUAUAUACCACAAAAUCAAUCACUCACAAAUAACACAUAUUUAUAUAGAAAUAAUGUAUCAUUCUCAAAUUCACAUCUUCCAUUAAGUAACAUUAUUAAUGAUGAUGGAAAACAUAAUUUUCGAGAAAAUUUAUCACAUAUCCGAAUGAGAAAAUCAACUGUAGAUGAAUGGAUACAUACCAUGUAUAAUAUUAAAGGAAGAAAUCACAUUCUUGUUUGUAAUUAUGGACCAAGUGGAAAUUUCUACUAUCAACCAAUUUACAUCAGAGGUAAACCUUGUUCGCAAUGUCCUUUAGGAUUUCGAUGUAUAAAUGGAUUAUGUACCUAA